GGAAAGGGAAGAGGUAGAAGGACAAGCAUUGCUGUCGUAGUCUUGCUUUGGGACCCAAUAUCAUAUAGCCAUCAAUGCCUGCCGCUGAAGGUUGUUAAUUUGAGCUCCAUUGCUUCUUUUGGAAAGGUUGGUAACUAAGAGUGUUAUUUCCAAACGUGGAAGAAGAAGGAGAGAGAGAGAGAGAGAGGAUACUAAGGCAACUCUUCGAAUAGUAUGACUUGAAUUUCUUGUCCAUGUGCUCCAACCACUACUGAAUUGUUCAUUUCUUCUUCCUAUGCCCUUGCUUUGUAAUGAAAGCGAUGCUGUGAGCUUUUGUUUCCCUUUUGAUUCAGAAAGAGAGAGAGAGAGAGAGAGAGAGAGAGAGCAUUUGAUUGAAGUCUUCAAGUUUUAGAAGCAAAAGUGCCCAGUCCAACUUUGGGUCUUGAACUGCUCUUGAGCACCAGCAAAUUUAUCCUUCUCCUGCUAGUUGUAGUGCUCCAAGCUCCUUCCCAAGUUCAGGAACCUGUUUGUCUAUAAUUUCUUUUUCUUUAAUCCUUGUGCUAGACUAUUCUAUGUUGUCACUCUACUUUAUUUGUCUUCUAGUUUUGUAGUCAAAUCUUUGAGCCAGACUAUGUUAUGAGGAAGAGAAGGGUGUCAUCUCAACAUUCCUAGAAGAAAAAGCGGCAAGCAAAUUCUCCAUUUUCGGAGGACAGAGACUCUGUUUUGUCUGAAAAAGAAGCAACCAGCAUUCUCUAUGCUUGCUAUUUUUCUCAGCAAUGGGACCUGUCCGUUAAGAUAGCUGCCCAGCUUCUGCCCUCUCCACUGGAUUUUGUAGUCCGAGAUUUGUUUGUGCUUCCGUGAAAUUCUUAGGGCCUCUUAUUGGGAAAUUUUACAAUGCUUUUACUGGUGCAAUAAGGUGGGAGGUGGGUGGGAUUUCUUGUGAGUUCUGAGUAGAGAUCAAGGUUAUCUGUCAAGCAAUGGAGGCAGCCGCUGGUAACCCGGAAGAGUUGCCUAAGAAGCACCUGAGGAAGCAGCUUGCUGCUGCUGUUAGGAACAUACAGUGGAGCUAUGCAAUCUUUUGGUCUAUCUCAACAAGACACCAAGGUCUCUUAGCAUGGAGUGAUGGGUACUAUAAUGGUGAUAUAAAGACAAGAAAGACUACUCAACCAAUGGAGUUUAAAGCUGAUCAAAUUGCUCUACAGAGAAGUGAGCAAUUGAGAGAGCUAUACGAGUCUCUUUUAGCAGGUGACAACGAACAGCAGAGCACAAGACCUUCUGCAUCACUAUCACCUGAAGAUCUGACAGGCACGGAGUGGUAUUACUUGGUUUGCAUGUCUUUCACCUUCAGUCCAGGCCAAGGGUUGCCAGGUAAAGCCUUAGCAAGCAAUCAGCAGAUCUGGUUAAGCAAUGCUCAGUUUGCAGAUAGUAAACUUUUCUCACGCUCUCUUUUAGCGAAGAGUGCAUCUAUCCAGACUGUGGUGGGCAUUCCAUAUAUCGGUGGUGUGCUAGAGCUAGGUACAACUGAGUUGCAAAUCACGACUUCCUUCUGGGAACUGCCUAUCUCUGUUUGCUCUGAGCAAUCUAUAUCCAGUCCUCCACUGGCAGAAAAGGAUGAAGAUAUCUUGUGCCCUAAUCUUGAUCAUGACAUUGUUGAUACGACUUUGGAGGAUCAUCACUUAAUGGCUGACUGUUUGGUCCCUUUGGAGAGUGGGACAGCAGCUAUCCCUUUUGGUAUUCAUUCUUAUGGCCCUGACAAAGAGAAUGAUUUAAUCCAGGAUAAGGUUGAGGAACCACACACAAAUAUCUGCAAAGAACUUAAAAUAGGUUCUCCUGAUGACAGUUCAAAUGAGUGUUGUGCCAAUCAACAAACUAAUGAUUCAUUUAGAAUUGAGGGACUGAAUGGCACAUCUCAAGUGCAGAAUGGGUGGUUGAUGGAUGAUGACAUCAGCAAUGGUUUACAUGGUUCUUUGAACUCAAAUGACUGUAUAUCUCAGUCCUUUGUGAAUCCUCGAAGGUUCCUCUCCUGUCCAGCAGGUGAGCGAAUAAAGAAUCAUGUCCUUGAUAGCCUACAGGAAGGAGAUUACACGAAGCUCAUCUCACUGGAUCUUGAUGGUGAAGAGUCACACUAUGUAAAGACACUUGCUGCCAUCUUAAUGAACUCCAAGCAGCCGACAUCAAUACCAUGCUUUCCUAGUGGUGCACGUGAAUCCAGUUUUGUGGUUUGGAGGAGAAGUUUGAACACUCCAAAACCACUCUACACCAUUUCACAGAGGUUGUUGAAGCAAAUUUUGGUCGAUACUGUGUGGAUGCAUGGUGGCCAGCCACUGAAACCCCAAGAAGAAGAUGGGUUCUGCCACAAAGUGUGGAAAUCAGAAGGAGAUGAUGCUAGUGCAAGUCAUGUGUUGUCAGAAAGAAGGAGACGAGAAAAGCUAAAUGAGAAGUUCCUUGCACUCAGAUCACUGGUUCCUUUCAUUAGCAAGGUUGACAAAGCAUCCAUCCUUGGUGACACAAUACAGUAUCUGAAAGAACUUGAGAGAAGGGUAGAGGAAUUGGAAUCUUGCAGGGAGUUAGGGGAGCCGGAACCUAGAGGAAGAAGGACGCAUCCUGAUAUUGCAGAGAGGACAUCUGAUAAUUAUGGCAACAAGAAGAUUGCAAAUGGCACAUGGCCUUGUGCAAACAAGAGGAAGGUUCGCGACAUCGAUGAAGCAGAGGUCGAACGUCAUUGUGUCUUAUCAAAGGAUGGUCCAGUUGAUGUUAUUGUUACUGUGAUUGAGAAAGAGGUUCUCCUAGAGCUGCAGUGUCCAUGGAGGGAAUGUUUGCUUCUUGAGAUAGUUGAUGCGAUAAGCAACCUCCAUUUAGAUCCUCUCUCUGUGCAGUCAUCCACUGUUGAUAACAAUCUUGCAGUGACAAUAAAAGCCAAGUUUAAGGGUUCAGUUGUAGCAUCGCCAGGAAUGAUCAAGUGGACACUUCAGAGAGUUGUAGGUAAAAGUUGAGGAUAGUUUAUUUUGGUAGGCCAUAUACUAAUCACCAAGGUAAGCUAAUCUUGAGCUUGUAGAAUACAUUUAAAUUUAUGGUGAGCCGUGAGAACAUUCUCUGGCUAACAUGUAUGGGACUUUGUGCAAUCUCUUCCAGCUGUUUUGUCAGUAACUAAUCUCUGCUCCUCUAUUGAUGAUUUUAGCUAUAUUUGCCUGGACACCUGUAACGGUUAUCAUGUGUUCUCAACAUGGUGUUCGGUUUGAU
Messenger RNA from Elaeis guineensis (African oil palm), 3219 nucleotides. The record is from RefSeq and is a predicted model, not a curated record. NCBI's taxonomy places the organism in Eukaryota, Viridiplantae, Streptophyta, Magnoliopsida, Arecales, Arecaceae.